Ziziphus jujuba (common jujube) is the source of this 1562-nucleotide messenger RNA. Its product is annotated as protein SOMBRERO. Gene Ontology annotation, biological process: regulation of DNA-templated transcription. Gene Ontology annotation, molecular function: DNA binding. NCBI's taxonomy places the organism in Eukaryota, Viridiplantae, Streptophyta, Magnoliopsida, Rosales, Rhamnaceae. Bases 165 to 1562 code for a protein of 465 amino acids. The transcript has a single exon. The record is from RefSeq and is a predicted model, not a curated record.
UCAUCACGUCAUAAGUGAUCGAUCAGAAAUCCAAGAGAGUUUAUUUUCUACUAAAUUGAUCAAGAACUUCAUUCGAUUAAGAAUAAGAUCAAGAAAACAAACUUACGAAUUAUUAUUCAUCUCGAAUUUGAAAGAAGGUACGUACGUACGUAGUUAGUUGAUCAAUGGAGUUAGCCGUAGGGUACGUGUUUUUACCAACGGAUGAGGAACUGGUGGAUUUUCUACGCGACAAGAUCCAAGGACGAAUGGAUUCUCAAACAACGUCGUCAAUAUUCGAGUACGAUCUUUAUGGCGACCAAGAACCCUGGGAUAUCUGGAACAGGUUCCGAGAUCACAAUCAGAGAAGGAGGCAAGGUGGUGAUCAGGAUCUUUACUUCUUCACCCAGCUAAAGAAAGUGAGCAUCAAUGGCUCAAGAAUUAAUCGUAAGGUUGGUUCUGGUACGUGGUCUGGUGCAUAUUCAGAAACUAUGUUCGCUUCAGCUUCAAGAAUAAGCCAAUAUAAUAAUAAUAAUUAUUAUAAUAUUCCAAUCGCUGUGAAAAAGCACUUCCGAUACGAGAAUGAUGAAUGUCCUGAGCAUCACGGUGCAUGGAUCUUGCACGAGUUUAGUCUUUAUGAUCAGAUUGGGACUACUACGUCCUGUUCCAAUUCUGAUCAGUUUGUGGUUUGCCGACUCAGAAAGAAAUCUGACGAUCAAGCUGAUGCUGCUGGAAACAAGAAGAAAAACAAGAAAAGAAACAGCAUCAAGUUUGAUCAUCAUCAUCAUCAUCAAACUAAUCUACAAGAGCCUACAGCCGCCCUCCUCCACUCCAACAAGAAGAUGAGGCUAUCUGAUCAGAAUUCUCCUGAUCAUCGGGAUAUUCAUCAGGUAGUAGAUCAUCAGCAGCACAACAACGGAGCCAUGCAUGACUACUACCACUUUGAAAGUAGCAGUAGUGCUUUUGGGAUUGGGAGUAGUAUCGCUGAUCAGACUACCCCAAUAAUCUUGAACGAUCUGGGAAACAACAACAGCAACAAUAUUAUUCAACAAAAAGAAGCACCUGUACUCACUAUUAAUGAUAAUGAUGAUCUUCAAGAUGUUUUGCUUAAUAAUUGGGAUAUUGAGGAACUUUUAGAGGUGCAGGAGUUACUUUUUUCAGAGGAAACCAACAGAAAAGAGUCAUCACCAACAACAACAACAACAACUGCUGUACAUGAUGAUGCUGAUGGUGAUGAGGUGAUUGCUGAGAUUGAGAAAUUGUUCUUUGCGGAUCAGGAAGCCAUUAAUCAUAUUAAUGGAACGAAUCAGGAUUUAGAUGAAGUUACGAUGAUGAUGAUGAAUAACUCUACUGACGACUUCAAGUAUAAUGCAGAAUUCAAGGAGGUAAUUACCACUGGAACAACUUCACUAACAACACCAUCAAAUAUUGGUGCUGAUCAGGAUCAUGAUGAUCAUGUACUUGAAGUAGAAAAAGAUGAAAAUAUUCAAGCGAAUGAAUUACUUGAUAUGAAUUUAUCCGACUUGGACACAUCAUUUGAAGAAUACUUCAAUGCAAAUCAUCCAUCUUUCAGUUUUGGAUUCUGA